Messenger RNA from Vigna radiata var. radiata (mung bean), 6912 nucleotides. RefSeq names its product 1-phosphatidylinositol-3-phosphate 5-kinase FAB1B. The record is from RefSeq and is a predicted model, not a curated record. The coding region runs from base 1106 to 6604 and encodes 1832 amino acids. Gene Ontology annotation, cellular component: endosome membrane. Gene Ontology annotation, molecular function: ATP binding; metal ion binding; 1-phosphatidylinositol-3-phosphate 5-kinase activity. Gene Ontology annotation, biological process: phosphatidylinositol phosphate biosynthetic process. The transcript has 12 exons. NCBI's taxonomy places the organism in Eukaryota, Viridiplantae, Streptophyta, Magnoliopsida, Fabales, Fabaceae.
UCACAGGGAAAAGAAAUUAGAAGGUUAGCCAAAACGACGACUAGUUUCUAACGAGAAAGAGAUGGAACGAAAAGGGAAAAGUCUUCACUCAAUUUGCAUAUCCAAUUCGGAAUUUUCUAACGAUCCUUCCUUUCCCAAUUUCGUGUAAUCGGAUAGAAUUUCAGACAGUUGUGACAACAAUUAUUAUAUUUGUGUGUAUAUACUUUUUUUUUUUCUUUCCCUCAAUUUAGAUAUAAAAUUAUCAUAGAUUAAUUUGUGUGGAUGACGAUGAUGAUGAUGAUCAGGAUCCAAAUUUGAAGUCGUAGAUUAUCCAUUCUACAGCGAAUCGUUUCUGGGGUGUGUUAACUACGUGGGGGCAAAUCUGGUUUGCAACCUUUUAUUAUAUUUACCCGAGGAGGAUCAGAUUGUGAUUUUGAUGGGAAUUUGAUGUGGCUGUCUGCUUGAAUAUCCUGUUUGAUCACCGGGGCUGUUUUGUUUGAUUGGCUAGAGAAUUUUGGUUUUUUGGGGUUUGUUUUUGCAAUGGGGAAGAAGUGGAGUAGCUUGACUUUUUGAGUUGGAAUUUUUACAUGAAGGGUGAUGUUUCAAUUGCGUGUGAUUGUGAAGAAAGGUUUUCAUCCAGGUGUGAGCUUUUUUUAUCUCCUUUGCAUUAGGUGGCUUUUUUCUUCCUGGUUCUUUUAAUUUGACUUGCAGUCCUUGUUUAGUAGUGAGGAGUAUUUGUGAGAGUUGAAUUGGUUGAAAGGUGGGCAAAGUUGGUUUCCUUGUAUGAAUUUUGAAUUCAAUGGCCAAGAGAGGUGGCGAUUGAUUUUUUCCCAAAUUGUGGAUUCGGUGUUGAAUUUGUUUCCUAGGCUGAAUGAUGAACCACAAACCGCCUCGACAAGGUUGGGGAUUGUUUGUGAAUAUAGAAGCAUGGAAAUUCAGAUUGUGAGGGUUUGCAUCUGAGUGGUAGCUUACAAGUAUAAUUGCUUAGGAUAGAUAUAUGGGAUUGAUUUUAUAUCUGUUGGGGUUCUAGUUCUUUAUGUUGGAUUAGUUCCCUAUUCUAAACAUGGUCUGUUAGGAGUGGCAAAUGGACAAGUCAUAAUGAACCGACAAACAAGAUUGUUUGUCAAUGGAUGCAGUGGACAAGACUUUUUCUGAGCUUGUCAGCAUCGUCAAAACGUGGAUUCCCUGGCGAUCUGAACCGGCAAAUGUGUGUAGGGAUUUUUGGAUGCCUGAUGAGAGUUGUAGAGUAUGCUACGAGUGUGAUUCACAGUUCAACUUGUUUAACCGUAAGCACCACUGUCGUUUAUGUGGACGGAUUUUCUGUAACAAGUGUACAACAAACUCUGUUCCUGCCCCAGUUUGUAUAAUAGUUGGAAAAGAUUCAUGUACAACAAACAAGAGUGCAUCAAACAAGCUUGAGUUGGAAAAGAUUCGUGUAUGUAAUUAUUGUUACAAGCAAUGGGAGCAAGGUGUAGUUGCUUUUGAUAACAGUGUUCCUGUUUCCAAUCUGGAUAAUAGUGCUUCAGCAUCAACUUCAAGCUCGAAUAGCAGUAAAACCAGUGCCACUGCAAACAGUAGUAAUAUUACUCUUUGCUCCAUGCCUUAUUCAGUUGGAUCUUAUCAACAAACGCAGCAGGGUUCUGUUCUGAACCUACAUAAAUCACCUGUGAAGGGAAAAGACACGGAUACUGAUAGGGAAGGCUUAUCGGCAUUAGGAGGGAGGAGUGAUCUUGUAGCAGAUCUGGGUGAUUCAUUACCGAAGCAAUGUGGAUUCGCAAUUAAUAGGACUGAUGACGAUGAGGAUGAGUAUGGUGUGUAUCGGUCAGAUUCGGACACUAGACAUUAUUCUCAAGUGAAUAACUACUAUGGACAGGCUGAGUUUGAUAGGAUAGGCCUCAUUGAUGGCUCAAGGAAAGUGGAUAAUGAUGUAGAAAACAUUGAUGCAAAACUCCCUUCAAACUACAGUUUUGACACUGACACACAGGGUUUGGAAGGAGCCCCAAUUAUUGCAAAAAAUGAGGAUGAACCUGAUAUCUGUGAUGAAAAUGAAGCCCCUUCCUCAUUAUAUGUCUCAGAGGACGUUGAUGUUGAACCUGUUGAUUUUGAAAAUAACGGACUUCUCUGGCUCCCUCCUGAACCAGAAGACGAAGAAGAUGAACAUGAAGCUAUUUUGUUUGAUGAUGAUGAUGAUGAUGAUGGGAAUGUCAUUGGAGAGUGGGGGUAUAUACGUAGUUCUAGCAGUUUUGGAAGUGGUGAUUAUAGACAGAGAGAUAGGUCAAAUGAGGAGCAGAAGAAGGUGAUGAAGAAUGUAGUUGACGGGCACUUUAGGGCAUUGGUAGCUCAGCUGCUGCAGGUUGAAAACCUAUCUGUUGAAGAUAAUGACGAGAACAGUUGGCUGGAGAUUGUCACAUCUCUGUCAUGGGAAGCGGCUACAAUAUUGAAACCAGAUAUGAGCAAAGGUGGAGUGAUGGACCCAGCUGGUUAUGUGAAAGUCAAAUGCAUAGCAUGUGGGAAUCGCAAUGAAAGUGUGCUGGUUAAAGGAGUUGUUUGUAAAAAAAAUGUGGCUCACCGGCGAAUGUCAUCAAAAGUGGAUAAACCUCGCCUGUUGAUCCUUGGAGGGGCUCUGGAGUAUCAGCGUGUUACGAACCUCUUUUCUAGCGUAGAUACUCUAUUGCAGCAGGAAAUGGAUCAUCUGAAGAUGGCUGUGGCAAAGAUAGCUUCACACCAGCCAAACAUGUUGUUAGUGGAGAAAUCAGUCUCACGAUAUGCACAGGAAUAUCUUCUUGCAAAAGACAUAACUCUGGUUCUCAAUGUCAAGAGACCACUUUUGGAGCGCGUAGCACGUUGCACAGGUACUCAAAUAGUGCCUUCAAUCGACCAUCUUUCAUCGCAAAAGUUGGGUUACUGUGAAUCAGUUCAUGUUGAGAAGUUUCUUGAAGACCUAAACUGUGUUGGUCAGUGUGGGAAAAAAACAGUGAAAACAUUGAUGUUUUUUGAAGGUUGCCCAAAACCAUUUGGUUUCACUAUUUUACUGAAAGGGGCUGACAAGGAUGAGUUGAAAAAGGUAAAGCACGUGGUUCAGUAUGGAGUUUUUGCAGCUUACCAUUUGGCUAUGGAGACAUCUUUUCUUGCAGAUGAGGGAGCAUCCCUGCCAGAAAUUCCAUUAAACAGUCUGGCCCUUCCAGAUCAAGCAUUAGCCAUUCAGAGGUCCAUUUCAACAGUUCCAGGUUUCGGUAUUGCUGACAAUGAAAAACCUCAAGGACAUGAACCUGACACUGGACCCAGGAGAACCAAAAGUGUCCCAAUUUCUGAACUAGCUUCUACGACCUGUCCAGGGCCUUGUGUCUCUAAUGGUGCUUCUCAACUGAUGCCACUUGGAUCAAGUCUCGACCAUUCAACUGCCUUUUUCUCCUCCAUUGUUGCUUCAGGAAAUUCAAUUGCAGAAUCACACUGUGAUAAGCUUCCUCCAUGCACUAGAAGAGACAGAAAUGAAAUGAACCUCAAACAACCUGCUGUGAAAGAAACUUCUAUGGUGGACGACACCCUGGUUAUUGUGGAUGAUCCUACUGCUGUCGACCCUGGAACUUCAAAGAAAUUAUAUCAAGGCUUGUCAACUAACACUCCACAAAAUGGUGAUAGCAAAAUCUCUACAAACCAGUUAAGUGGGUCAGGAUCUUUAUCUCCAAAAGAUGGUCCAAACCAUCCCGAGAAUCUUGAAAUCCCAAAUGAAGAGUUUAUUCUUGAAAAAGAAGAGUUUCCUCCAUCACCGUCUGACCAUCAAAGCAUUUUGGUGUCUUUGUCCUCCCGUUGUGUAUGGAAGGGAACUGUGUGUGAGAGGUCUCAUCUCUUUCGAAUUAGAUACUAUGGCAAUUUUGAUAAACCAUUGGGUCGGUAUCUGCGAGACCACUUAUUUGAUCAGAGUUAUCGAUGCCAUUCUUGUCAAAUGCCAUCAGAAGCACAUGUGCACUGCUAUACUCAUCGUCAGGGAACACUUACCAUAUCAGUCAAGAAACUACCAGAAAUUAUCCUACCCGGGGAAAGGGAUGGAAAGAUUUGGAUGUGGCACAGGUGCUUGCGGUGUCCAAGAAUCAAUGGCUUUCCUCCUGCUACACAGAGGAUAGUAAUGUCUGAUGCUGCUUGGGGUUUAUCGUUAGGGAAAUUUUUGGAGCUCAGUUUCUCAAACCAUGCUGCAGCCAGCAGGGUGGCAAGCUGUGGCCAUUCAUUACACAGAGAUUGUCUUCGUUUCUACGGAUUCGGAAAAAUGGUUGCUUGUUUUCGAUACGCAUCCAUUGAUGUUCACUCCGUCUACCUUCCCCCCCACACACUUAUAUUUGAUUAUGGGAAUCAGGAUUGGAUACAGCGAGAAUCAGAUGAGGUGGUCAACCGGGCAGAGCUUUUAUUCUCUGAGGUACUCAAUGGUCUCAGUCAAAUUGGAGAGCAAAGAUCUAAUGCAGUCCAAAUCAGUAAUGGCCAUAAAACACCUGAAGUAAGACGCCAAGUAGCUGAACUAGAGGGGAUGUUGCAAAAGGAGAAACUAGAAUUUGAGGAAGCUCUUCGAAAGAUUUUGAAUCAAGAAAAGAGAAAUGGCCAACCGGGGAUUGACAUUCUGGAAAUUAAUCGAUUGUGGAGGCAGUUACUUUUUCAAUCAUAUAUGUGGGAUCACCGCCUUAUUUAUGCAGCAAACUCAGUCAAUUCCAAUAAUGUAUCCGGUUCAAGCAGUCCAAUUUCCGAAGAUAAGGAAAAAACUGUUGAUGAAAAUCAAAUGACCAUCAACUCUGUUCAUGAUGGUCCAAACCUUAACGAAAACUCUUGUCUUGGAGGAGGAAGUGCAGUAGUUGAUGGGAAAAUUUCACCAGAUCUAGAAAGCGAGAUGACCGAAAAAGAAAAUCAUGAGAAAGAUGAAAGAUCUAUUUCAAUCAGAAAAAGUAUAAAUGACCAAUCUGAUCCCUUAGAAUCUGAAUUGGGUGUUCGCAGAACUCUAUCAGAUGGGCCAAUUCCCAUCGUACCUAGUUUGUCUGAAACACUUGAUGCAAAAUGGACUGGUGAAAAUCACUCUGGAUUUGGCAUUCCAAAGGAUAACAGCUCUGUGAAUCCCGAUUUGGCAGAUACUUCGAUGAUCGGUGUACAAAAGGAAACAUAUCAUCUAGGGGAUCGUGCAGAAGAUCAAAAUGGUUCCAAGAGUUUUUAUUCUUCUUUUAAAGGUCACGAUAAUAUGGAAGACUCUUCGAGCUGGUUAGGAAUGCCCUUCUUGAACUUCUAUCGCCAAUUUAACAAAAACCUUUUUGCUAGUACGCAGAAGUUUGAUACCCUAGUUGACUACAAUCCUGUUUUCGUGUCAUCUUUCCGGAAGCAGGAACUCCAGGGUGGGGCAAGGCUUCUUCUGCCAAUUGGUGUCAAUGACACUGUAAUACCAGUAUAUGAUGACGAACCCUCAAGUAUUAUAGCUUAUGCCUUGAUGUCAUCAGAAUAUCAUCUCCAAUUGACUGAUGAAGGAGAAAGGCCAAGAGAAGGAAGUGAGUUCACUUCUUCAUAUUUGUCUGACUCAGGCACCUUCCUGUCAUUCUCUUCUGUUGAUGAAACAGCCUUUGAUUCUCAGAAAAGUUUUGGAUCGAUAGAGGAUAUGAUACUUUCCAUGUCUGGGUCUCGUAGUUCAUCAAUGUUUGAUCCAAUGUUAUAUACCAAGGCUAUGCAUGCCAGAGUUUCCUUUGGAGAAGACGGUCCCCUUGGCAAGGUAAAAUAUUCUGUGACUUGUUACUAUGCCAAGCGUUUUGAAGCCUUAAGAAGGGUGUCUUGUCCUUCUGAGCUUGACUACAUAAGGUCUCUGAGUCGCUGUAAGAAAUGGGGAGCUCAAGGUGGGAAGAGUAAUGUAUUUUUUGCAAAAACAUUGGAUGAUCGAUUUAUCAUCAAACAAGUUACGAAAACAGAGCUAGAAUCAUUCAUUAAAUUUGGUCCUGAAUACUUCAAGUAUCUUUCUGAAUCCAUAGCCACCGGAAGUCCGACAUGUCUGGCUAAAAUUCUUGGCAUAUACCAGGUUACAUCGAAGCAUGUUAAAGGAGGGAAAGAGUCAAGGAUGGAUGUUUUGGUUAUGGAGAAUCUUCUGUAUAGGAGGACUGUGACACGACUUUACGAUCUUAAAGGAUCUUCCAGGUCUCGGUAUAAUGCAGAUAGUACAGGGAAAAACAAAGUUCUACUGGACCAGAACUUAAUUGAAGCAAUGCCAACUUCUCCCAUAUUCGUGGGAAACAAAGCCAAAAGAUCUUUAGAGAGAGCUGUCUGGAAUGACACAGGUUUUCUUGCUUCUGUUGAUGUAAUGGACUAUUCUUUACUGGUUGGGGUGGAUGAAGAGAAGCAUGAGUUGGUUAUUGGGAUCAUUGAUUUCAUGAGGCAGUAUACCUGGGACAAGCAUCUUGAAACAUGGGUAAAAGCUUCAGGCAUACUUGGGGGACCAAAGAACACACCUCCAACAGUUAUAUCACCCAAGCAAUACAAGAAAAGGUUCAGGAAAGCAAUGACCACUUACUUUCUCAUGCUUCCAGAUCAAUGGUCUCCUCCUUCUAUUGUUGCUAGUAAUUCUCAGUCUGAUUUAGGUGAAGACAACCCACAAUCUAGGACCUCAGCUGAAUGAUUCUUUGGUUUUCUGUGUGUAAAUUUUUGCUUUCAAUUUGGGGAAUUAACUCCCCCAUAAUUUUAUAUUAAAAUUUUUGUUUACCCCUCUUAUAUCAUAUAGGAAUUCUUUUGGUUCAUUUGUAAUUUUGUCAACUAGAUAUUGUCAAUUAUUUGUUAGAAGAUAUACCAACAGAGGGGCUGUUAGUAGCCAAGGAUGUUUGUCUGGGGAAAUAGUAUUUGAUGACCUCCGGAUGAAAUCUUUGUACAAAAACCUAUAGUAACGUUCUAGCAACUCAUUCUAUACAUGUAUAUUUCUCAGACCUGCUC